AAGACGCAGAAGUCUCUUAAGUAUGCGAAAAUGGAGAUGACUUUGAUGUCCGCAGUUGUACAGAGAAUCAAAUCACGACGACAAGUUCUAGUUCAAGUAUUAACAUCAAGAAAGAAAAAUGCCACCUCAAGGACCUUUAGCAGGUGCCUUGGAUUUCUUCAACGCCAUCAGUGAGGUCAUCGGCACUGAGGAGAACGCAGACGAAAAAGCGUCUAAAUGUUGCGACGCUUUCAAAGACGCCUGCCACGAAGCUGGACCAGAUGAAGAAAAAUUCCUCGAAGUUUUCAAAAAUUACGUCGAUGAAACAAGCUCUACUGCUACUUCUAAAUUUAGUCCCAGUUCUUCUACCCAUUCCACCUCGUAGUGGUCCUUGUUAGUUGUCUUCAACUAUCAUGAAAGGGAAAGAACCCUCUCCCUCUCCGUUGUCUACCUUCUUCUACCUCUAAGUGCCCGCCGAGCCAGGUUUGCAUGGGGUCAUGGUGUUACGGGAUGCGGCUCUGAAGUUCUAUCAGGGCAUAAAAGUCCUGGCCAACGCCAAGAUGGAAAGGGAUGGACAUCGAGAGGCAGUGAAGUUAGUGGAGACAAUAUGUAAUAUCUUCAAAGAAACUGGUACUGAAGCGGAGGAUGUAGAGACUUUUGUCAGGACCUUUGAGACCGAACUCGACGAACAAGUGGAUCUGCAACUGGCGUAGCUAGUUUUUAUCCGUAUGCAUGGUAGACAUAGACCUCCUAGAAGACGAUGACACAAGUUCACCACGACCCACUUCCGUACCGC
Molecule: messenger RNA, 775 nt
Organism: Amoebophrya sp. A25
Lineage: Eukaryota; Dinophyceae; Syndiniales; Amoebophryaceae
Source: the annotation of a GenBank genome assembly